AAGUAAAACAGUUAUUGAUUAUGAUAAAUAUCUAUAAAUAUGAUUUUGAGAGAUGUAGAAAAUUUCUAAAAAUAUACGGAGUGAAAAUUACUAGGUACAGUAUUUUAGAAAUAGUAUCUGUAGCAAAAAUUUAAGCUAUGGACUUUUUAUUUAAAGAUUGUUUUAACUGAAGGAUUUCAGUGGCAUUUCUAUGGUGAACAGCUUGACUUCUGUUCCCUGUUUGCCUUUUCAGCCCCCUCAUUGUAUUCAUAACAGAUGCAUCUUAUGAGAAAACCUCUUUUGAACUACCUGUCUUGGGUUCUAUAUGACUGACUGUCCUUGACUAACACAACUUUUUUUUUUUUCUUAUUAUACGAUUGCAUUCUUACUUCUGUAAUGUUUCAUAUAAAUUAGAAAUGAUUUAAUAGACAAUGGGAGCGGCACGGGCGGCGCCGGGAGGCAGUUGACAGGCGUCUGCGGCUUCGCUUCAUGGCCGCCCUGCCGCCCCGCCUGGGCUCUCCGGGGACUGGGGAAGCCCGCGGGGGCCCCGAGCCCGAGCUGGCAAGCCGAGCGGGGAACCUGUGCGCGGCGCCGCGGAGGCGCAGCCUGUGAAGCCAAGACGGCAGCCAGCGCGGGGCGAUCCUCCCAGCCGGCCGGGAUGGCCACGACGGCCGAGCUCUUCGAGGAGCCUUUUGUGGCAGAUGAGUACAUUGAACUUCUUGUGUGGAGAACCCCAGGAGGAGGCUCUAGAGGUGGACCUGAAGCUUUUGAUCCCAAAAGAUUAUUAGAAGAAUUUAUAAAUCACAUUCAAGAACUCCAGAUAAUGGAUGAAAGGAUUCAGAGGAAAGUAGAGAAAUUAGAACAACAAUGUCAGAAAGAAGCCAAGGAAUUUGCCAGGAAGGUGCAAGAGCUCCAGAAAAGCAAUCAGGUUGCCUUUCAGCAUUUCCAAGAACUGGAUGAACACAUUAGCUAUGUGGCAACCAAAGUCUGUCACCUUGGAGACCAACUGGAGGGGGUAAACACACCCAGACAGCGGGCAGUGGAGGCUCAGAAGUUGAUGAAAUAUUUUAAUGAGUUUCUAGAUGGAGAAUUGAAAUCGGAUGUUUUUACAAAUUCUGAAAAGAUAAAGGAGGCAGCAGACAUCAUCCAGAAGUUGCACCUAAUUGCCCAGGAGUUACCUUUUGAUAGAUUUUCAGAAGUAAAAUCCAAAAUGCAAGGUUUUGUGAAAGACCAGUUAGAAGAAUGUAGGAAAUCUGAUGCAGAGCAGUAUCUCAAAAACCUCUAUGAUCUAUAUACAAGAACCACCAAUCUUUCCAGCAAGUUGAUGGAGUUUAAUUUGGGUACUGAUAAACAGACUUUCUUGUCCAAGCUUAUCAAAUCCAUUUUCAUUUCCUAUUUGGAAGACUAUAUUGAAGUGGAGACUGGAUAUCUGAAAAGCAGAAGUGGUAUGAUCCUACAGCGUUAUUAUGAUUCAAAAAAUCAUCAAAAGAGAUCCAUUGGCACAGGAGGUAUUCAGGAUUUGAAAGAGAGAAUUAGACAACGUACCAACUUACCACUGGGGCCAAGUAUUGAUACCCAUGGGGAAACUUUCCUAUCCCAAGAAGUGGUGGUUAAUCUUUUACAAGAAACCAAACAAGCCUUUGAAAGAUGUCAUAGGCUCUCUGAUCCCUCUGAUUUACCAAGGAAUGCCUUUAGAAUUUUUACCAUUCUUGUGGAAUUUUUAUGUAUUGAGCAUAUUGAUUAUGCUUUGGAAACAGGACUUGCCGGAAUUCCUUCUUCAGAUUCUAGGAAUGCAAAUCUGUAUUUUUUGGAUGUUGUGCAACAAGCCAAUACUAUUUUUCAUCUUUUUGACAAGCAGUUUAAUGAUCACCUUAUGCCACUAAUAAGCUCUUCUCCUAAGUUAUCUGAAUGCCUUCAGAAGAGAAAAGAAAUAAUUGAACAAAUGGAGAUGAAAUUGGAUACUGGUAUUGAUAGGACAUUAAAUUGUAUGAUUGGACAGAUGAAGUAUAUCUUGGCUGCAGAACAAAAGAAAACAGAUUUUAAGCCAGAGGAUGAAAACAAUGUUUUGAUUCAAUAUACUAAUGCCUGUGUAAAAGUCUGUGCUUAUGUAAGAAAACAAGUAGAAAAGAUAAAAAAUUCCAUGGAUGGAAAGAAUGUAGACACAGUUUUGAUGGAACUUGGAGUACGUUUUCAUCGACUUAUUUAUGAACAUCUUCAACAAUAUUCCUACAGUUGUAUGGGUGGCAUGUUAGCAAUUUGUGAUGUAGCUGAAUAUAGAAAGUGUGCCAAAGACUUCAAGAUUCCAAUGGUAUUACAUCUUUUUGAUACUCUGCAUGCACUUUGCAAUCUUCUGGUAGUUGCCCCAGAUAAUUUAAAGCAAGUCUGCUCAGGAGAACAGCUUGCUAACCUGGACAAGAACAUACUUCACUCCUUUGUACAACUUUGCGCUGACUAUAGAUCUGCCCGCCUAGCUCGACACUUCAGCUGAAGUUCAGUUGACCAAGGGAAUGUGUUGUACUUCGGCAGACCUCGGUUGACAGAAAGCACAGGCGAUUGCUUAUGACACAGCCAACAUUUUAUGGAAAAAUGACUGUUUGGAAGUAAACAUCAGCCAUACUUACUGUUGAGGUUUUAUUUGAAAUUUGGAUACCACUAGAUAUAUUUGGCUUUUUUUCUCCUAAGUUGAAUUUUUAAUACCAUUUUUGAAUUUAUAAAUUUCAAAAUCUGCAAAAGUUCAUGUCACUGUUUUUGUCCUGGAAAGUGGUGUCAGAAGGCAAGUGAAAUGUUACCAGUGUUCCAGUUCUUGUUCUUUGACAUGUUCCAUUGGGAAAUUUUACCAUCCCAUUUUUGCUUUGGUAACAGGUGAAAUACAGCAAAACUGCAUUAAUUAUUCAUAAGUUUUUAAUGACCAACACUGGUAAUUGUUUAACAGAUUAUUCUAGAUUUUUCAGAAGAAUUUUUUGCCUUUGUCAAAAGGUUAACAUUUAGAUAAUAAUUUAUGUAGUUGGAUUUUUUCUGAUGUACAACAAUAAUAUAUUCCCAGAAAAAUGUUAUAAACUAAAGUGAUGAAAUGUUUUAUGUAGACAUUACGAGUGGAUCAGAAUUCAUCUCCUUUCUGAGUAAAACUUAAAAGUUUACUAUUUCUUAUUUCGUAAAUAGAUUUUAAGCCAAUUCUAGCAAGGAGUUAAUAAAAUUACCUUAUUUUACAUUUCCACUUAAGACUUUAACUAAAAGUCCAUAUUUAUUCACUAUUUUAAUAUUAUAAGGGAGGUAAAAAAAACUGAGGUAUAGCAUAAACGGUGCAUUUGGGAAGUAUUGACAAUAUUUCACAACAAUGUAGUUCUAUUAAGAUUUCAAUUUUACUGCUAACCUUGAAUAAGAUGGGAUGUCUAAACAUGCAGUAGUCUUCUGUUUUAAGAAUUGGCAUUUGGUAGGUAAGAUUAUAUACUCUAAAUGUGGAGACAGCUUUUUCAUAUUUGCAGGUUCUGUCAUUGUCCUUUUUCAAGGCAUUUCUGAAGUUGUUCCUAGUUGGAUAUAGUUAAUUGAAUUGGCUUCCUAUGGUGACAUAAUAAAUCUCUUACAAAAUCUUAAACAUCAGUUAAAAAUUUAGAAAGGCCAUUCUAUCAACUCUAUAAACUUCUGCAAAAAUGUAUUUUAAAUUAUAUGUAGUUUUUCAGUUUCCUUUGUGUUGUUCAUAGUCCUAGGCCUAGGAACAGAUAAACUUUAAUACUUAAUUCAUUCUUGGCAUUUUUUUCUUUAAUGGAGACUUUUUUGGCCUAAUUUUGGAAAACUUUUUCUUUUGAGAGCCUGAUUCUGAAUGGUCAUCUUUUACCGAACCUUCCAUGUCCAGAGCUAACUAACUGCUGUUCAAGUUACCAUCGACUUCAUUUUCUUCACUUUCUAUUUAGCCCGGUGUUAUCAAAGUCAGCAUAGAAAAUGAAGUAUGCCAACUUUUGUCAAAACAUGUUAGGGCAUUGUGGCAGCAUUAGGAAGCUGUCUGGAUUUGUAUUCCUCAGCCAAGGGAGAGCCAGAACACGUUUUGGAUACUGGAGAAAAUCAUAUGCCUGUACUGUUGCCAUUUUAGAAAGCUCUGAUGUGAAUUCAAAUUAUACUUCUGUUACAUAAAGCCAACAGUUUUAAGGCAGUAGUUUUAGAGGCCAUUUGAACUCUUUGUACAGACAAUUUGUAAAAAAAAAAAAAAAAAAAAAAAAAAAAACAACAGAAACAAAGACAAAAAAAAACCUCAAAUAAAAUACA
Messenger RNA from Oryctolagus cuniculus (rabbit), 4236 nucleotides. The record is from RefSeq and is a predicted model, not a curated record. Lineage: Eukaryota; Metazoa; Chordata; Mammalia; Lagomorpha; Leporidae.